Molecule: messenger RNA, 2737 nt
Organism: Tupaia belangeri chinensis (Chinese tree shrew)
Lineage: Eukaryota; Metazoa; Chordata; Mammalia; Scandentia; Tupaiidae
Gene: TXNDC11
Product: thioredoxin domain containing 11
Source: RefSeq, a predicted model, not a curated record
UCGAGCAAAAGAUGUGAUAAUACCAGCAAAGCCACCUGUCAGCUUUUUCUCCUUGAGGUCUCCGGUCCUUGACCUCUUCCAGGGGCAACUGGACUAUGCAAAGCACAUUCGCCGGGACUCGGAGGUGGUUCUGCUGUUCUUCUAUGCCCCAUGGUGUGGACAGUCCAUCGCCGCCAGGGCAGAAAUUGAGCAAGCGGCAAGUCGGCUUUCAGACCAGGUGUUGUUUGUGGCAAUUAACUGUUGGUGGAACCAAGGGCAAUGCAGAAAACAGAAACACUUCUUUUCUUUUCCUGUAAUACAUCUGUAUCACCGGAGUUUUGGACCAAUCGAGUACAAAGGCCCCAUGAGUGCUGUUUACAUUGAGAAGUUUGUCCGCCGGGUGAUGAAACCACUUCUCUACAUCCCAUCUCAAUCAGAAUUACUAGAUUUUCUCUCAAACUACGAGCCUGGAGUACUCGGGUACUUUGAGUUCAGUGGCUCACCCCAGCCUCCUGGCUAUUUGACCUUCUUCACCUCAGCAUUACAUUCAUUAAAGAAAGAUUACCUAGGAACAGUACGAUUUGGGGUUAUCACAAAUAAACAUCUUGCGAAACUGGUAUCCUUAGUACACUCUGGAAGUGUGUAUUUACAUAGACAUUUCAACACAUCUCUUGUCUUCCCCCGGGAGGUUGUGAACUACACAGCUGAGAACGUCUACCAGUGGGCCUUAGAAAACCGGGAGACAAACGGGGAGACAUUCUUUCGAUGGCUGCGGCCACAUGGAGGCAAGAGUCUCUUGCUGCAUAACGAGCUGAAGAAAGGACCAGCGCUUUUUUUGUUUAUACCUUUCAAUCCCUUAGCCGAAAGUCAUCCUUUAAUAGAUGAGAUCACCGAAGUGGCCUUGGAGUACAACAACUGCCACAGGGACCAGGUGGUGGAGCGCCUCCUGCAGCACCUGCGGCGCGUGGACGUCCCAGUGCUGGAGUCCCUGGCCUCGGCACCACCGGCCCCGCUGCCAGAGCUGCCGCUGAUUGCGGCUUCCCCCUGUUGUAACACCGUGGUGCUGCCCCAGUGGCACACCCUCUCUGGGACCCACAACGUCUGCGAACUGUGUGUCAACCAGACCGCCGUGGGCCUCCGGCCGAGCUCGAUCGGCAUGCCUCAGUGCAGCUUCUUUGAGAUGGCAGCAGCUCUGGAUUCUUUCUACCUCAAGGAGCAGACCUUUUAUCAUGUGGCAUCAGACAGCAUCGAGUGCAGCAAUUUUCUAACUUCCUACAGCCCUUUCAGCUAUUACACUGCAUGUUGCAGGACCGUAAACAGGGGCGUGGCGGGCUUCAUGAAUUCUGAACAGGAUGCCCCAACCGUUGCGUUUUCUUCCCUGGAGAAGAAGUGUGAGGUCGAUGCCCCCAGUGCCAUUCCUCACAUUGAGGAGAACAGGUAUCUCUUUCCUGAAGUGGACAUGACUAGCACGAACUUCACAGGCCUGAGCUGCAGAACCAAUAAGACCCUGAACAUCUACCUUUUGGAUUCAAAUUUAUUUUGGUUGUAUGCAGAAAGACUGGGUGCUCCGAGCUCCACUGGUGUAAAAGAAUUUGCUGCAAUUGUUGAUGUGAAAGAAGAGUCUCACUAUAUCUUGGAUCCAAAACAAGCUCUUGUGAAGUUCACCCUAGAGUCAUUUAUUCAAAACUUCAGUGUUCUCUACAGUCCCUUGAAAAGGCAUCUCAUUGGAAGUGACUCUGCCCAGUUCCCUUCUCAGCAUUUAAUCACUGAAGUAACAACUGAUACUUUUUGGGAAGUAGUCCUUCAAAAACAGGACGUCUUGCUGCUGUAUUAUGCACAAUGGUGUGGCUUCUGUCCCGCCCUCAAUCACGUCUUCAUCCAGCUAGCUCGUCUCCUGCCCGUGGAUACAUUCACCGUGGCGAGGAUUGAUGUGUCUCAGAAUGAUCUCCCUUGGGAAUUUAUGGUUGACCGUCUUCCUACAGUCUUGUUUUUUCCCUGCAACAGAAAGGACCUAAGUGUGAAGUACCCCGACGACCUCCCCAUCACCCUUCCAAACCUGCUGCGGUUCAUCUUGCGCCACUCGGACCCUGUUUCUGCCCCUCACAACCCGGCUAACCCUCCUACCAAAGAAUGUCUUCAGAGCGAGGCCGUCUUACAGCAGGGGCACAUUUCCCGCUUGGAGAGAGAGAUCCGAAAGCUGAGAGCGGCCCUCGGCAGCCUCCAGCGAGCGCAGGUGCAGGUGGAGGCGCAGCUCUCCAGCGCCCGCCGCGAGGAGCACCGGCUGCGGCGGCGACAGCAGAGCCUGGAGCAGCAGCGCGGCCUGCUACGGCGGCACAGUGAGCAGCUGCAGGCCUUGUACCAGCAGAAGACGCAGGAGCUAGAGGAGCUGGCCCGCCGGCUCCAGGAGCUGGCUGCCGCCUCUGAGAGCCUCCUCACUGAAAACACCUGGCUCAAGAUUCUGCUGGCCACCAUGGAGCGGAAACUGGGGGCCAGGGACGGGGCCGACCCCUGGGCUCCACCGCAAGAGGCCCAUCCUGACCAUGCCGGGCCCCCGGGUGCCCCCCGCCUCCCCAGCAGCGGCCCUCCACCUUCCAGCAUCAGUUCCUCACUGGCUGCUGAGAGGAACCAUGAGAACAGGACAGAAUGACUGCUAAAUGGCAAGAAAGAAAUCAGAGGUGGAAACUGUACAUUGGAAUAUAUUUAUGCAAAUUUUAUUGAAAUUGUAAAUAAAGAUUUUCUCAGUGGUCUAGAAAAUCAA